GGAAAGAAAUGGCGGGAAAGCAGCAAUGUAGCACGCCAUUUUUGGCGCCAAACGCGCAGAAAAAUCCCACCUUUCUUCUUCUUUGUUCCCCCUUCCUUCGCCUCCACCCACCGGACCGGGAGAAGCGGGCGGCGAUGCAGAUCCGAGUGCGGUGCGGGUGCGGCGAGGCGUCGUGCCCGGAGUGGGCGGUGGUGGAGGUGCAGGGCGUGGUGCAGCCGCAGCCGUCCUUCUCCGGCCGCAUCCAGGGCCUCCACAUCGGCCGCCUCUGCGCCGCCGCCUCCCCGUCUUCCAAGGCGGCGUUCACCUUCACCGUGGGGUACCAUGAGCUUGCCGGCACCAAGGUGACGCUCAAGAAGCCUCUCCUGGUGCUGAGGAAGCAGAAGACGUCGACGACGACGGCGGAGACGGAGCUGGAGGUGAUCGGCGUCAUCCGGCACAAGAUCCUCUUCAAGGACAGGCCCAAGGCACUCAUCUCAAAGCCGCAGGUGAAGGAGAAGAAGACACUGCCGGCGCCGCCACCUCCAGCAUCCUAGCAGCUGACGCCGAUGCAGCUAAGAUCAAUCAAAACGCUGCCUUUGCCUUUGCUGCUGCCGCUGCUGCUGCUGCUGCUGUAGUUUUAGGAUGAAGUGAAGAACUAACUAGUCAUGGUUGUUCGUGUUCUUGGGGUUAUCACUGGAUUAGCCCUUUGUGAUUGUUCUUGCUCUCUGCAAUCAGUUUUUGAGGCGCAUCAAUGACAAAUCUUCCUCUUUUUUAUUUUUUGCGAGGAUAAUAGUAUCAAAUGACAAGACUGCUACACGAAUACACGAUAAUUAUUUUCACCUGAUGCAGCCUGACAAUUCCAAGAUCUAAUCCGAUAUGGCGCUCUCUUGUUUAUCUUAAUGUUUGCUCUAUUAUUUAUGUUAAUGUUGCUCCCUCUAUUUCAAAUUAUAAGAUUUGA
This is a messenger RNA of Oryza brachyantha (malo sina), 937 nucleotides long. RefSeq lists its product as uncharacterized. The record is from RefSeq and is a predicted model, not a curated record. Gene Ontology annotation, biological process: mitotic sister chromatid cohesion. Bases 9 to 533 code for a protein of 174 amino acids. Gene Ontology annotation, cellular component: Ctf18 RFC-like complex. The transcript has 3 exons. NCBI's taxonomy places the organism in Eukaryota, Viridiplantae, Streptophyta, Magnoliopsida, Poales, Poaceae.